AUGGAUCCGCUCAGCGUCACAGCCAGCAUCAUCGCAGUUCUCCAGCUCUCGGCCAAGGUCCUUGGAUAUCUCAACGACGUCAAGGAUGCUUCAAAAGAUCGUGCAAAGUGCGAGAUUGAGGCCUCAAACGUACACAGUCUCCUCACCAAUUUAAGGUUCCGUCUUGAAGUGGGAAGUGCCGACGAACCGUGGUACACCGCUGUCCGAGCCCUUGGAGUCGAGAAUGGACCACUCGACCAGUUCAAGCAAGCGCUAGAAGAAUUGCAGACUACAAUGACAGAUAGAGGUCGAUUACAGCAGGCAGGCAAAGCGCUAGUAUGGAAGUUUAAGAAGGAAGAAAUCACUAGCAUAUUAGUCCGAAUCGAGCGUUUAAAAGGGCUCGUGGGGAUCGCAUUACAGAUGGACCAUUUGAGUAAACUAUCCCAAGCCAUUAAAGAUGAUACUAAGGUCCUCCGAACACACAUGCCCGUAAUACAUUCUCGAGUAGACGAGAUCCAGCAAGAUCAAGUCGAUGCAAAGCAUAGUAAGAUAGUGGGAUGGAUCUCGCCUACUAACUACCCCGCACAACAAUCGGACAUCAUACGUCGCAGACAGGAGGGCACAGGCCAGUGGUUUCUCGACGCGCCUGAGUUUACAACGUGGCUCAGUGCGCCCAAGGGCACUCUUUUCUGUCCAGGAAUGCCUGGCGCUGGCAAGACCAUGGUGGCUGCGAUAGUGAUCGACCGCCUCCUCAAGUCUGUGCAGAGCAGCUCAGUCGGAGUUGCAUACGUGUACUGCAACUACAAAGCACAGGAAGAGCAGGAUGUCUACGGUAUGCUGGCAGCCAUUGUUAAGCAGCUCGUGCAGGGUCGGCCGUCAACAGCGGGGCCUGUGGAGCGACUGCACAAGCAGCAUGCCGAUCGAGGUACGAAGCCGUCGCUCGAAGAAACGCUAGGCGCCCUCAAAGAGAUACUAUCAAAGUACUCUGCUGUCUAUAUCGUGGUGGAUGCUCUAGAUGAGUGCCGAGCCAAUGACGGCACGCGUCGUCAGUUUCUGGCCAAGCUGCGAGACUUGCAAGCAGGGCAAGAUGUCCGCCUUAUGGCUACUGCGCGGUUCAUACCCGAAGUGGAGGAUGCCUUUAGAGAUACAGCGUGGCUUGAAGUUAGGGCCAGCAAAGAAGACGUGAAGCGAUUUGUAGCUGGUCAGAUACAUCGACUGCCUAGAUGUGUUCAGCGCGACCUUGCGCUGCAGGCCACAAUACAAGAAAGGUUAGCUGAGGCGGUAGAUGGGAUGUAUGCGUUCUAA
Paraphaeosphaeria sporulosa is the source of this 1284-nucleotide messenger RNA. RefSeq lists its product as uncharacterized. NCBI's taxonomy places the organism in Eukaryota, Fungi, Ascomycota, Dothideomycetes, Pleosporales, Didymosphaeriaceae. Gene Ontology annotation, molecular function: ATP hydrolysis activity. The transcript has 2 exons. Bases 1 to 1284 code for a protein of 427 amino acids. The record is from RefSeq and is a predicted model, not a curated record.